ACAACUCUAACAUAACACCCCAAAAUAGCAAAUAUACAGAGACCACCCAACUGACCCAAGUCCAGCCGGAACGGUAUAACACACAUACUUGCUAUUCUGAGCGUCCGACCCGGAUUCUCCGGAACCCGAAAACCCUUUUGCCACGCAACCCCAACGUAUCCACCCCACACGUGUCAAAAUCACAACGGCCCUCAAAUCCCUAUUUAUAUUUAUAUAGUCCCCCGCUCUCAUCUCCCGCCUUCUGUUGUUCAUUUCGUAAAUUAAUUCCUUACAUUCCUUACAUUCCUUAAGCAGUUGGCCACCUCUCUCCAUUUUCUCCUCCCACCAUUAAUUAACACCCACAUCUCUCCAAAUUCAAACUUUAAAAUCUUUUAGUUUAGUUUGAUUUAAUUUCCGUUUUAAUAUUUAAUCAGUUUCGCGGAUGCGAGCGAUUAAAUUUUGAAAAAACAAUUGGGUUCGAAUAAAAUUUCUCUUGAAUUGAAUUAGGGCAGGAUGUUGGCGGAGGCGGAGUCUAUACCUCGGAGUAAGUUUGAAAACCUCGCGCAUUCUGCCCCCAACAUCCCCGCCUCCGCCGGCAUGGUGACCGACCUCGACGUAGAAUACCCGACACGGAACAGCAGUGCCUCCGCCCUCAGCCCGGCUUGCUCUCUUGACCCGACGCGAAUGAGCGGUGAGUGUUCUCCGAUGACAAUGUCGCCCUGGAACAACACCUCCAGUUCCCCCUUAUCCAAGUCACGCUGGCAGCCGUUCGAGGAAUCUAACGUUCCUCCGAACGGCCUUAUUGGGUCUCUCCUCCGCGAGGAAGGCCAUAUCUACUCUCUCGCGGCCACAGGAGACCUGCUGUAUACCGGUUCGGACAGCAAGAACAUCCGGGUGUGGAAAAAUCUCAAAGAAUUCAGUGGAUUCAAAUCGAACAGUGGGCUCGUGAAAGCAAUCGUCAUUUCAGGCGACAAGCUCUUCACGGGUCACCAAGAUGGAAAGAUCCGGGUGUGGCGGGUCUCAUCGAAAGACCAGAGCGUGCACAAACGCGCCGGGACUCUGCCUACAAUGAUGGAUAUCUUUAAAUACUCCGUGAAACCCAGUAAUUACGUUAAGGUGCGGCGGCAGAAGACGCUCUGGAUCAAGCACUCCGACGCAGUUUCGUGCCUGAGCCUCAGUGAGGACAAGAAGCUUCUUUACUCUGCCUCCUGGGACAGGACGUUAAAAGUGUGGCGAAUUGAAACCUCGAAAUGCAUCGAAUCGAUCCAUGCGCACGACGACGCGGUGAACUCCGUCGUCGCGAGCGUGGAGGGGAUGGUGUACACGGGGGCGGCGGACGGGACGGUUAAAGUUUGGAAGAAGGAGCAGAGCGGGAAGAUCAUCAAGCACACUCUGGCGCAGACGCUGCUGAAGCAGGAGAGCGCGGUGACGGCGCUCGCCGCCAGCGCGUCGGGGUCAAUUGUUUACUGCGGAUCGUCAGACGGGUUGGUGAAUUUCUGGGAGCGGGAGAAGCAGCUGUCGCACGGCGGCGUGCUGAAGGGGCACAAGCUGGCGGUGCUCUGUUUGGCGGCGGCGGGGAACUUGGUAUUCAGCGGGUCGGCGGACAAGACGAUUUGCGUGUGGCGGAGGGAGGGAACGAUCCACACGUGCCUGUCGGUUCUGUCCGGGCACACGGGGCCGGUGAAGUGCCUGGCGGUGGAAAAGGACAAGGACGUAAAUGCGAGUAAAGCGGACGAGCAGCGUUGGAUUGUGUAUAGCGGGAGUCUGGAUAAGUCGGUGAAGGUGUGGGGGGUGUCGGAGCAGGCGCCGGAGCUGACGGCGAUGAGUCACCAGCGCGGGGGGUUUGAUGCGGAUUCGAUUCCGUCGGAUGGGAGUUAUUCGUCGUCGGCGGGUCGGGGCAGCAGCCAUAAGAAGAGGUUCUGAUGAUUUAUGACCGAUGGGUUUUCGGUCUAAUAGGGUUGCGCCACGUGUCUGAUUCAAGAUCAUGUAUGGCAUAGAGAGAAUGAUUUGGACCGUUGAUUAUUGGCGAUGAGAUGAAAGGAUUGUAGUGCGUGAUGAAGCGAAAAUUUUUAGGUGUACCGGGUACACCAAAUUUUUUUGGUGUACCCUCACUCAUUAGAAUUUUUUUGGUGUACAAAAAGUGAGGGUGCACCAAAUUUUUUUGGUGCACCCUCACCAUUAUGAGUGAGGGUACACCAAAUUUUUUUGGUGUGCCGGGUACACCGAAAAAUCCCUCGUGAUGAAGGGAGUAUAUACUGUAUAUGAGAAAUAAAUUAGUUUCACUCCAUUUCUUUGUUAAUUUCUUACUGAUAGAUGUGUUUUGCAUGUUUUGGAUAGUUUCUCAUGAUGAUUCGGGGACAAGAUCUUAAUUAAAAAUUGACUAAAAACGUUUUUGGUGAAA
This is a messenger RNA of Pyrus x bretschneideri (Chinese white pear), 2380 nucleotides long. RefSeq names its product protein JINGUBANG-like. Gene Ontology annotation, molecular function: protein binding. The record is from RefSeq and is a predicted model, not a curated record. The transcript has a single exon. Bases 493 to 1902 code for a protein of 469 amino acids. Lineage: Eukaryota; Viridiplantae; Streptophyta; Magnoliopsida; Rosales; Rosaceae.